GUAAAACAUCUGAUUAUCCUCAAAAAAGAAGUCGCAAUUUAUUAACAUUAAAUAAUAGCUCGAUUUUAAGUGAUACUCCAAAAGAAUCUUCAACCAUUGAUAUCGGAAUUCAAGUAACAAUAAAUAAUGAUCUUUUAACACAAAUAGAUACUUUGAAAACUUCUUUAGCUAAUCUUUUAGAAAUAGAUCAUGGAGAUAAUGAAAAUCUGGAACAACGAACUCGACCUAAUUCUCAUGUAGAACAACAACGCUUUUGUACAUAUUUGAGGAAAAAAGAAUUUUUCACUCUUAAAAAAAUUAAUAACACAUUAGCUAAUUUAGAUGGAGAUAUUAAAUUAAGUGAGGAAAUGAAAUCAUUCAGUAUACUUGCAAAAGAAAGACGACAAAAAUUUAUUCAAAAUACUUUAUUACAGCAAAGUAGUACUAACAUUUGGAAACCAAUUCCAGUAACAGAACAAGAGGCUGAUGCACUAAAAAAUGAAAGUGCAAUGAGAAAAGAAGAACUCAUUGCAAUCAUUAAUUCAGUGCUUAUUUCACUUCCUGAGUCACAAUGCGCAAAGUAUACUAACCUAAAAAAUAAAACAAAGGAUAUGCUUUUAACGAUAUUGCAAGAAAUAUAUGACUUAAAUAGUACCGAAGAAAUUAUAGACGAAGAAACUACUAUUAAUGAGCUUAUGAUGAAAGCUUAA
This is a messenger RNA of Dentiscutata heterogama, 689 nucleotides long. NCBI's taxonomy places the organism in Eukaryota, Fungi, Glomeromycota, Glomeromycetes, Diversisporales, Gigasporaceae. The record is from the annotation of a GenBank genome assembly.